Molecule: messenger RNA, 591 nt
Organism: Egretta garzetta (little egret)
Lineage: Eukaryota; Metazoa; Chordata; Aves; Pelecaniformes; Ardeidae
Gene: FSAF1
Product: chromosome unknown C1orf131 homolog
Exons: 6
Coding region: 1-453 (150 amino acids)
Source: RefSeq, a predicted model, not a curated record
AUGGCACCCUGUAAAUUUUGCAAGGUUGUUCCAACCAAAACAGUGAACAAAGAGAAAAAUGCGAAUGAACAAGAAUUUAACUUCGAAAAAGCUCGUUUGGAAGUGCACAAGUUUGGAAUCACUGGCUACAAGAAGCAGGAACAACGCAUAUGGGAACAGGAGCGUGCUAUCAUGCUGGGAGCCAAGCCCCCCAAAAAGGAACACGUGAACUACAAGACUUACCAAGAGAAAAUGAAAGAGAAAAAAACAGCAAAGGAUGAUGAUAAGGGAAAGGAACAUAAAGGUGAUUCUCUUAAGAAGAAGAAGAAAGAACAGAAGGAACGGAAGGCCAAAAGGAAGAAAUCGGUGCCUAGCAUUUGGCCUGCAGGACAAGUUGGAAAAUUCAGAGAUGGGACCUUGAUUCUGCAAAGCCGUGACAUAAAGAAAAUUAAAUCAUCUAAAGUUAUCAAAUGAACUUAUGACACAGAGUGAAAUGGACACUACGCGUUAAGAUUCAUGUUACCAUCAACACGGACUUACAGAGCCUCUCGCUGUCCCACCGUGUCCUAAUUUUGUUACCUUAUUUUUUGUUGCAGUAUUUCCUAUCUUCUG